Asterias rubens (European starfish) is the source of this 807-nucleotide messenger RNA. RefSeq lists its product as uncharacterized. Lineage: Eukaryota; Metazoa; Echinodermata; Asteroidea; Forcipulatida; Asteriidae. The coding region runs from base 1 to 807 and encodes 268 amino acids. The record is from RefSeq and is a predicted model, not a curated record. The transcript has 2 exons.
AUGGAGCAACCAACAUCACCCCAAGGUGGGGCUGAUUCUGAAAUGGAUUUCUCUAUGAAUGUAUGUAGCCCGGAGGCCAUGGCCUACUCCUUGUUUAAUGAGCGAGAGUCACCUCCCCCUGCCACUACUGCAGAGCCCGUGGUACCUAUACCUCCACCCCCUCCACUGCCACCUGUACCGGUAAACGUCACUCCCAACAGAACUGCAUCAGUCUUUAUGUCGGCGUUUCCCAUUGUAACAAUUCCACAGACUUCCAUGGUAACACCAACUUUUAUUCAGGUUCAACAAAUCCAACAAGUGCCACAAACUAGAUUGACGUUGCAACCGAUACAGACCCAGUCCAUCCAACCUAUGCAGCAGACAGUUCAACAUACGAUCACACAGCAGCAGUGGCAGCAGCUUACAUUACAACAGCAGGCACAAAUACAGCAGCAGUUGCAGCAGCAUUUACAGCAGCAAGGGUUGAGGAUUCAAGGACAGCCACAACUGGUUCUAACACAAACUCCGAACCAACCCAUACAACAUGUACAAAUACAACAGUCACGAACUCAGCAGCAGUUGCUACAACAGCAAAAACAACAAGGACUUAAGUUGCAGCAACAACAGCCAGUCAUACAGCAAUUACAGACAGUGCAACAGCAGCUGCAGUUAAAGAAACAGCAGCAGCUACAAAUGCAGCAAGCUCAGAUUGCUCAGCAGGGUCAACAGAUACAAUCCCAUACCAUUCUCCCACCGUCCGUCCCACUUGCCACCUUCCAACUGACCCCUCCCACUCACACCUUCCAAGUCACCACUCACCCAAACUAA